AUGCCCAAGUUAGUCGAGAAACUUCGACAAAAUCCAAUGGCCAUCGUAGUCUCGGCUUUCGCUGCCUUUGGUGGCUUCUUGUAUGGUUACGAUACUGGUACGAUUUCUGGAAUCAUCGAUAUGAACUAUUUUCUUCAGACCUUUGGUACUCGCCAGUCAAGUGGGACGUAUCAGCUUACUUCGCAGGACAAGAGUUUGAUUGUGUCUAUUCUAUCAGCAGGUACAUUUUUUGGUGCAUUGCUUGGUUAUCCAUCCGGUGAUUUUCUCGGUCGCCGUUGGGGAUUAAUUAUAGCAUGCUUAAUUUUCUCAAUCGGUGUUUCGUUUCAAGUCGCUGCUACCAAACUUCCUCUAUUCGUUGUAGGACGUGUUGUUGCAGGACUCGGUGUUGGCAUAAUUUCAUGUAUCGUUCCUAUGUAUCAAUCGGAAUGUGCUCCUAAAUGGAUUCGAGGCACUAUCGUUUCGGCUUAUCAAUGGUUCAUUACAAUAGGUCUUCUUGUUGCUGCCAUUGCCAACAAUGGGACCAAAGACAUUCAAUCUUAUGCUUGUUAUCAAAUUCCCAUUGGUAUCCAAUUAAUUUGGGCUGCUAUACUUUCUGUUGGUAUGUUUUUUCUUCCUGAAUCGCCCAGAUAUCUUGUUAUGAAGGGUCACAUUGACCGGGCUUAUCAAUCACAAGCAAAACUCAAUUGGAGCACAGUCGAUGAUCAAAACGUCGACACUGAUAUUAAACAGAUCAUUGCCAACAGGGAGUUAAUGUCGAAAUACGGUUCGGGUACUUAUGUUGACUGUUUCAAAAUGGGACCACAAAAGAAUCUUCUUCGUACUUUGGUCGGUAUUUUUCUGCAAGCAUGGCAACAGUUAACUGGCAUCAACUUCAUCUUUUAUUAUGGUACAUACUUCUUUCAUUCUUCCGGCAUUAAACAACCUUUUUUGAUAACGAUUGUGACAAACAUUAUCAAUGUUGGUAUGACAAUUCCUGGCAUGUUGCUCAUGGACAAACUUGGUCGACGUAAAAUUCUCAUUAUUGGCGCUGGUGGUAUGUUGGUCUGUGAAUAUAUUAUUGCUAUCAUUGGUACCAUUGUCGGCCAAUCGAACGAAACAGCUCAAAAGACGCUUAUUUCAUUCGUUUGUAUCUAUAUCGCCUUCUUCGCUUCUUCAUGGGGUCCGACUGCAUGGGUCGUUACAGGUGAACUUUUUCCUUUAGCUAUUCGAGCGAAGUGUAUGUCGCUAUCGAGUGCUUCCAAUUGGCUGUGGAAUUUUGCUCUUGGCUAUGCGACACCAUACAUGGUCGAUCCAGACAAAGGAAACAUGGGCUCCAAAGUGUUCUUUGUCUGGGGUUCAGCGUGUGUAGGCUGUCUUCUCUUUGCUAUCUUCUGCAUUUGGGAGACAAAAGGUUUAUCACUCGAACAAAUUGAUUAUCUUAUUUGUAAUUCAUCGCCCAUGUCAUCUGCCAAAGUCAACAGUGCAUUACGAGCAGGUACUAUUUUAGAGGAUGAUUUGGUCAGUGACGAACCCAAACACUUUCCGAAGAAAACAUACGAUGCCGAUAUUCAAAUGCCUACUAUUUCAGGACUCGUAAAAACUACAAAUGUAAACGUUAACGAUUCAACAAUCAUGGCAGAAAGACUUUGA
Molecule: messenger RNA, 1629 nt
Organism: Rotaria sp. Silwood1
Lineage: Eukaryota; Metazoa; Rotifera; Eurotatoria; Philodinida; Philodinidae
Source: the annotation of a GenBank genome assembly